ACUCAACCAUAGAGCCCAACAAAUAGCAGAAGCUCCAACCAGUAUCAGUUUACUCUUUUUCUUGUCAACCCCCAAAAGCCACCCAUCAAAUAUAUGAGAUAUACUAGUUGGAAGAUUAAAACCAAAAGAAAACUGAACUGCUCUCCAUAUAAAUUUUACAUAAUGACAAUCUAUGAAGAGAUGUUAAAUAGUUUCAUUUUUCAUACAAAAGCAACACCUUAAGCUAAUACCCACAGUUUUAUGCUCCUCUGUUUUGAAAACUGUGGAAUAUAUACGCAUAUAUACCAAAAAAAAAGAACAGAAUUUAUUUUUUUAGAUAACGAUGAAAUGGAACUUAUGCAACAAACAAACAACAUUCUUAUGAGAAAAGAUAACUUGGUCAAAUCAAUUGUCCCUUGGUAUAUAUACUGUACGGGCUCAUCACAAUACUCAUCACGGACACUGCAGUUACGGAGAUCAAUCAUUCGAGCCAUCGAUUCGAGUUGCGAACCUGCAAUGGCGGCGGCGACUGAUGCUGCAACCGGGGACGCGACGACGGCGACGACGACGGUGCUCGUCGGGGUGGACUACAGCGAGCACAGCUACCACGCGCUGGAGGAGGCGGCGCGGCUCGCCGCGGCGAGGUUCCCUCCCGGCUCCGCCGAGGUCGUCGCCGUCCACGCCCGGCGGCCGCUCGCCCCGGCGUUCGUCGCCAUCGCAGGCGCGGUGGCGGCGGUGAUGAGCGUGGAGGCGGCGGAGCAGCGUGCGGUGGAGAAGCUGAUCGGGGAGAAGGCAGGCCAACUCUCAGCCCAAUACAAGGUCGAGGUGAAGGUGGAGGUGAAGGACGGCGAGGCGAAGCGCGUGCUGUGCGACGCCGUCGGCGAGCACGGCGCCGGCUUGCUGGUGGUGGGCAGCCAUGGCUACGGCCCGGUGCUGAGGGCGCUGCUGGGGAGCGUCAGCGACCACUGCUGCCGCCACGCGAGCUGCCCCGUCAUGGUGGUCAAGAUGCCAUAGCGCCCCAGGCCUUGACAACUUUGCAUAUAUCCUCCUCGCCCAUAUGUAUAUGUCUGAUACUUUUAACUAAAUCAACUUUUGUACGUAGGAAGAAAAUGUAUCUUGUGUUUGAUUGAGAAGCUACAGAUUGAUUGAUUGAGAGACAGACUUGCAUAUCA
Messenger RNA from Oryza sativa Japonica Group (Japanese rice), 1151 nucleotides. RefSeq lists its product as uncharacterized. NCBI's taxonomy places the organism in Eukaryota, Viridiplantae, Streptophyta, Magnoliopsida, Poales, Poaceae. The record is from RefSeq and is a predicted model, not a curated record.